GCUUUGCGCUCAGUGGUCCCUUAUUCUGGGCUAGUCACAGACUCUUAAUAUUCACUGCGCAUGCGCGAAGUCUUUCUUUUCCGGCAGCGACCAUGGCGGGUGAAGAAGUGAAGAAGAAGGUCCCUUCAGUUCCAGAAAGCCUUUUGAAGAAAAGGAAGGCUUUUGCUGAUAUAAAGGCCAAACGUCUGAAGAGGCUGUUGGUUCAAAAGAAGUUACGAAAGGAUGAGCGAAAACUUAUCUAUAAAAGAGCUCAGACCUACCACAAAGAGUACAGGCAGAUGUACCGACGUGAGAUUCGCAUGGCCCGAAUGGCCCGCAAAGCUGGCAACUACUAUGUACCUGCUGAACCUAAACUGGCAUUUGUGAUCAGAAUCAGAGGAAUUAAUGGUGUUAGUCCCAAAGUUCGCAAGGUACUACAGCUUCUUCGCCUGCGGCAAAUUUUCAAUGGCACAUUUGUGAAACUGAACAAAGCAUCCAUUAACAUGCUGAGGAUUGUUGAACCUUACAUUGCAUGGGGUUAUCCCAACUUGAAAUCUGUGCAUGAGUUGAUCUACAAGCGUGGUUAUGGCAAGAUCAAUAAACAGCGUAUUGCUUUGACAGAUAACUAUCUCAUCAAGAGAUGCUUGAAAAAGCAUGGCAUCGUUUGCGUGGAAGACCUGAUCCAUGAAAUCUAUACUGUUGGCAUAAACUUCAAGGCAGCGAACAACUUUCUCUGGCCAUUCAAGCUCUCUUCUCCACGGGGUGGAAUGAACAAGAAAACUAUCCACUUUGUAGAAGGUGGUGAUGCAGGAAACAGGGAAGACCAGAUUAACAGGCUCAUAAGGAGGAUGAAUUAAUGGGGCCUGGAAGAUGACUUCUUUAUCCAUUGUUAAUAAAAAAGACACUUCUGUGAAA
Messenger RNA from Rhineura floridana, 894 nucleotides. RefSeq names its product ribosomal protein L7 (gene RPL7). The transcript is spliced from 7 exons. Gene Ontology annotation, molecular function: structural constituent of ribosome; RNA binding. Lineage: Eukaryota; Metazoa; Chordata; Lepidosauria; Squamata; Rhineuridae. Bases 93 to 836 code for a protein of 247 amino acids. Gene Ontology annotation, cellular component: cytosolic large ribosomal subunit. Gene Ontology annotation, biological process: maturation of LSU-rRNA from tricistronic rRNA transcript (SSU-rRNA, 5.8S rRNA, LSU-rRNA). The record is from RefSeq and is a predicted model, not a curated record.